Molecule: messenger RNA, 1611 nt
Organism: Arctia plantaginis
Lineage: Eukaryota; Metazoa; Arthropoda; Insecta; Lepidoptera; Erebidae
Source: the annotation of a GenBank genome assembly
AUGAAUAAGCGUGAAAACAGUAAGGAAAAAGACACACAGCAGAGUGAGCACACUAAAAGAUCAUCUACCGCUACCGGCACGGUGGGCGGGCGUGGUGGUGUGGGUGGCAGCAGCGCGAUGCAUACGUCGAGGCAUUCUGUCACCUCGUCUUCGGGCGUCCUUAUGGUGGGACCCAACUUUCGCGUCGGCAAGAAAAUUGGCUGCGGGAACUUUGGUGAACUCAGGCUCGGUAAAAAUCUCUACAACAAUGAACAUGUAGCUAUUAAGAUGGAGCCUAUGAAGUCGAAGGCUCCGCAAUUACAUCUAGAAUACCGAUUUUACAAGUUACUAGGCACGCAUGAGGGCAUUCCCAAAGUCUACUACUUGGGAACUUGUGGCGGCCGCUACAACGCCAUGGUCAUGGAGUUAUUAGGCCCCUCUCUCGAAGACCUGUUCGUUCAUUGCGGCCGACGAUUCAGGCUCAAGACGGUCCUUAUGAUUGCUAUGCAGCUCGUAAGUGACUCCGCGGAAGGUAUCCCGGAGGUGUAUUACUUCGGGCCGUGCGGUAAAUACAACGCACUGGUGAUGGAAUUGUUGGGGCCUUCGUUGGAAGAUCUGUUUGAUCUCUGUGGCCGUCGGUUCUCUCUAAAGACUGUGUUAAUGAUCGCAAUGCAGUUGCUGCAUCGUAUCGAAUAUGUCCACUCAAGACAUCUAAUAUACCGAGACGUUAAGCCGGAAAAUUUUUUAAUAGGUAGAACUGCAACUAAAAGGGAAAAAAUCAUUCACAUCAUUGAUUUUGGUUUGGCCAAAGAAUAUAUAGACUUAGAGACAAACAAACAUAUCCCAUAUCGGGAACACAAGUCACUCACCGGGACUGCAAGAUAUAUGUCAAUAAACACACAUUUAGGAAAAGAACAAUCUAGACGCGACGACCUAGAGGCUCUCGGGCAUAUGUUUAUGUAUUUUUUACGAGGUUCCUUACCCUGGCAGGGUUUAAAAGCUGACACACUAAAAGAGCGAUACCAAAAAAUUGGUGACACCAAACGAGCGACGCCUAUUGAGGUGCUCUGCGAAGGCCACCCCGAAGAGUUAGCGACAUACUUGCGCUAUGUUCGUCGACUGGACUUCUUCGAAACGCCCGACUAUGACCAGCUGCGGCGAAUGUUCCGCGACUUGUUCGAACGGCGCGGAUACGUCGACGAUGGCGAGUUCGAUUGGACCGGCAAGACAAUGUCUACGCCCGUGGGUUCAAUUCAGACUGGACAAGAGAUUGUAGUCUCACCGAAUCGGGACAGCACUCAGCCAUUCCACAAGUUGGCAGUGCUGAAGAGCAAGGAUUUCGGCACGGGCGGCACUGCCAACUCUGGUGGGAACUGGCCCCACAGCGGGAAGGCGACGCCACUAAACACUGGACAUCUCACACCCGCUGAUAGACAUGGUUCUGUGCAGGUGGUUAGUUCAACGAACGGCGAGCUAGGUGCGGACGACCCGACCGCGGGCCACAGCAACACGCCAAUCACUCAGCCGCAUCACGAGGUUGAUGUGGUUGACGACACCAAGUCAGUGUUCCAACUAUGCUGUUGUUUCUUCAAACGCAAAAAGAAGAAGUGUGCGGCGCGCGCGGGCAAGUGA